Messenger RNA from Rhinichthys klamathensis goyatoka, 1811 nucleotides. It is a transcript of the gene emx3, whose product is annotated as empty spiracles homeobox 3. Gene Ontology annotation, molecular function: DNA binding; DNA-binding transcription factor activity, RNA polymerase II-specific. The transcript has 3 exons. Gene Ontology annotation, biological process: central nervous system development; regulation of DNA-templated transcription; brain development. The record is from RefSeq and is a predicted model, not a curated record. Bases 44 to 745 code for a protein of 233 amino acids. Lineage: Eukaryota; Metazoa; Chordata; Actinopteri; Cypriniformes; Leuciscidae.
GCAUUUAAUUGAUUGAGUAUUUUUUUUAUUAUAGCCCAUCACAAUGUUCCAGCACAAUAAGAAGUGCUUCACUAUUGAAUCUCUUGUGGGUAAAGACUCCAAUUCCUCAAGUGCCUCUGCGGAUGAGCCCAUCAGACCCACUGCUCUGAGGUUCUCUGAAUCCAUCCAUCCUUCCCCCUUUGGGAGCUGCUUCCAGAACUCAGGCAGGACACUGUACAGCAGCAGCCCAGAGAUGAUGUUCACAGACCCGGCCACUCAUUCCACCAACUCCGGGCUGUCUCUGCGUCACCUCCAGAUCCCCACACAGUCCUUCUUCAGCCCUCACCAGAGGGACCCCCUCAACUUCUACCCGUGGGUGUUGAGGAACAGAUAUCUGGGACAUCGAUUCCAAGGUGACGACAGCAGCCCGGAAAACCUGCUGCUACACGGGCCUUUCUCUCGCAAGCCCAAGCGCAUCCGCACGGCCUUCUCCCCGUCGCAGCUGCUGCGGCUGGAACGUGCCUUCGAGAAGAACCAUUACGUGGUGGGAGCCGAGCGCAAGCAGUUAGCCAACGGGCUGUGCCUGACAGAGACACAGGUGAAAGUCUGGUUCCAGAACAGAAGGACCAAGCACAAGAGACAGAAGCUGGAGGAAGAGUCACCAGAGUCGCAGCAGAAGAGGAAGGGCAGUCAACAUGUGAGCCGCUGGAGGGUGGCCACGCAACAGGGCAGCUCUGAGGACAUUGACGUCAUUUCAGAAGACUGAUAUCGUGCGGCUGCGUUAUCUCGGGUAAUAAACAUCAGUCAUGAUGACGGAUCUCUGCCACACAAAAAAAAGAACCAUAUUUUUCAGACAGACACACUGUCAUGAAUUAAACUUGGUGUGUAAACUAAGGAACUGAGUCACAGUCGACCGCCACUGACUUCUGAUCGCGCACAGCAGAACAUAGGACGUCAGCAGCUGAACUGCUCCGAAAGACUUGACUGUAAAAACUUCUGUAUGCAAUACACAUGGACCUCUUCAUUUUGGAUCACAUUCCAUCUCAGAGCAAUGGAGACUUUUUUGUACGAUUUUUUUGUGUGUGUAAGUUUUCACUUCUCUCUCGCUCCUUUGUUAUCAGUCAGAACAUUUCCAUCAUAAAGAAGUAUACUGGAUGACGAAAGUAAUAAUAAAAGAACACCUUAAUGAAUAGAUUGAUCAAUGUUUUGUAGUGUUAAAUUGAUUUAGAGAUUCAAUGCUCACAGUCUAACACCAAUAGGUGUACAUAGACGCCAUAGAUGUACUUCUAAAAAAAAAAUGGAUGUGCGUAUUUUAUACAAUGUCAUUCUUUUACGAACCAGGCAAACACUUCAAAAUUUAAAGUGACAAAUAUCAGUCGGAUAUCCAUUUGAAAUGGUUCUAUUUAUUCUGAAUGAGUGAACUUUUCUAUGCAUUUGAGCUCCAAACCCAAAAUUGUAUUUUGUGUUUUACAUCUGGGUUAAAGCUCACUGAAGAUUUUACAUGUAUCGUGUGAGAAUUUUUUUUUUCUUUCAUGUUCGUUACCACAACGGCUCUUGAACUGAGAUCAAAUAUCAGUGAACUAGAGAAGCUUAGGAAUUGUUUGAAUUUUUUUCUUUACUCAAUUAAAUACGAGGAAAAAAAUGCAGUCUAACCUCUAAGACCCAGAAUGGUUUGUAGCACUUCAUAGCAGAUUUUUUUUUGGGGGGGGGGUUUCUUUAAGGUGAUAAGCACCCACUGUAACCCCAUUCGUUUGUCUUCAUUGUUCAGGAAUCUUGUGUGUUUAACUUUUUUUCUGCAGACUAUUAGAUAAUAAAACCUUAACUUAAAGACU